CUCCCGGACGGGGCAAAAAACAUGUCGCCGCUGGAAAAUUACCCGAUCGGGCCAUUGCGUGCCCCGUGCGCGCGCCGGCCAAUCAGAGGCGGCAGAGCAGCGGCCGUGCACAGGAAUGGCAGACGCGGCCGCUGCGCUGCCAGCGAAUUGUUUGCUGAGAGCCGAGCACUGCGAUUUGCGUGCCGGGGCGGCGAGAGAAACGAGGCCGGCGCGGGUUGGCGCCAGCAGAACGGGUCGUCGGCGGCGGGUGGGAGAGCGGUGGUGGUGGGUGGUUGGUGGCAGCAGAGGCAGUGGCAGUGGUGGCAGAGGGAGAGGGGCAGCAGCAAUGCUCAGCGAUGGUGGCCGUAGAGGGGGUUUGCCCUUGUGUUCUCUUUUUCUUCUGUACUUGUUCUUGCUUGUGCUCUUCUUUCUUCUGGCCUGGCGCCUCCCUUGGGUCCUCACAGCACCCAGUGAAUUGUUUGACACCUGUUCAUCAACAUAACAAUGAUUUCCGCUAGAUCCAUCAAAGCUGCUGCUAAGCAAGCCUUAGCUGUCAAUGCUAGAAUUGUCCCAAGACUUGUACGUGCAAGACCAUUAGCUGCAAGAACCUAUGCUUCUGCUAAGGCAC
Molecule: messenger RNA, 607 nt
Organism: Pichia membranifaciens NRRL Y-2026
Lineage: Eukaryota; Fungi; Ascomycota; Pichiomycetes; Pichiales; Pichiaceae
Exons: 2
Coding region: 116-481 (121 amino acids)
Source: RefSeq, a predicted model, not a curated record